UCGUAAUAGUAUCUUCUGGGGAGUGAAAUGCUUGAGUACUUGAUUCGCCAUUAAACCUGAGGAGGAGAAGGAGGAAUAGACCAAGUGCAGUCUUUGGAGGGGGUGAUCUGGUUUGAUUAAGGCAAAAUGGCUUUGGCAGUUGUGUGAAGAAGGCAGAAGUUCCAUUGGUAGAGCUUUCCCAUCCUUAAGUUCAUUAUCCUCUGAAGAAGAUGUGGAAUAAAAGUGAACGUGCAACCUGCAGCUGCUGCAGUUGUAGGCCUGCCUGUGUCUUAAUCCACCUGUUGGAUUUCUCUUGGGCAUGUAUGAAAGGCCCAGAAGCCUGGACUAAAGGAAAUCAUUUUAGUGUAAUAUAAUCUUUAUUUUUGCAAGUCUAAAAGCUGCUAUCCCAUGCGAUGCAACAGGUUUCUUAGGAACCUAUGAAACUGCCUUUUUCUGAGUCGGACCACUGGGUCCCUGUAGCUCAGUACUGCCUACACUAACUGGUAGUGCCUCUCACCCUGGAGUUUCAGACAGGGUUUCAGACAGGAAGUUUCUCCCAGCCUUACCUGGAGAUGCCAGGGGUUGCACCAGGGACCUUCUGAAUGCAAAGCAGUGCUCUACCACUGGGCUACGGUCCUUCCCCCAAAUAAUGAAGGUCAUAGGAAACUGCCUUACAUUGAAGCAUCUAGCUCAGUAUUGUCUACACUGACUGGCAGUGACUCUCCAGGGUUUCAAAGGGGACAUUUCCAGCUCUACCUGGAAAUGCUGAGGAUUGAAACUUGGACCUUCUGCAUGCAAAACAUAUACUCUGCUACUGACCUAGGGUCCUUCCCAUCUUUUUACAGUAGUAUGACAGGCAGAAAACCAACUGUUGAAAGAACAGGCAGGCCUGUAACUGCAGCAUUUGCAGCUGAUUGCAUAUUUAAGGUUGUUUUGUGAAAAACAGGCUGAAGUCAGUUGCUGGUACGUUGGAUUUGAAUUCUAACUGGUUCAGCAGGCACUCUGAUCACAAAUGUGGUAUCCAUACUGGAUAGCAAUUGUUGCUUACUGGACCAAAAUGGUACUCUCUGCAUCGCAACAAUAGCAUCUAUCCCCUGAAACAGAUCCCAGACUUUAAGAACAUUAAGAAGGUGAUAAUGCACCAUGGCAAUGGUCCUCAAAAUGCCCAACGCCAGCUCCAAAGGUCCCGUUCCUUCACUGGCAACGAGAGUGAAGACCAGCAGGCAAAUCUGCCACAGUCCCCGGCACCUUCGUUUGCACCUUCAGCGAGUCCAUCAGCGCCACAAUCUCCCAGUUACCAAAUCCAGCAGUUUAUAAUGAGCAGAAGCCCAGUAGCUGGGCAGAAUGUGAACAUUACCCUGCAAAAUGUUGGACCAGUUGCUACAGGAAAUCAGCAGAUCACACUUACCCCGUUGCCGAUCCCGAGUCCAACAUCCCCGAGUUUCCAGUUCAGCCCUCAGCAAAGGAGGUUUGAACAUGGGUCCCCCUCCUACAUUCAAGUUACCUCGCCGCUGCCACCGCAGGUUCAGUCUCAGAGCCCCACACAGCCUAGCCCUGUGCCGGUUCAGUCCAUGUCGAAUGUCCGGGCAGGCACCCCGGGGCCUGGCUUGGGGAUGUGUAGCCAGAGCCCGACGCGAGGCUUUGUUGAUGCAAGUGUGCUUGUGAGACAGAUCAGUUUGAGCCCUUCAAAUGGUGGGCAUUUUGUGUAUCAAGAAGGCUCUGGUAUUGCCCAAAUAUCUCAAGGCGCCACAGCGCAGGUGCAGCUUUCAUCUUCUGGAGCACCUGCUACCGUUCGAGAACGACGGCUGUCACAGCCCCACUCGCAGACUGGUGGCACCAUCCACCACCUUGGACCGCAAAGUCCUGUAGCUAGCGGGGCAGCUAUCCAGCCGUUGCCUAGCCCCGGUCACAUUACAACAAAUAACUUGCCACCACAGAUCAGCAACAUCAUCCAAGGCAUGCAGCAACAGCAGCAGGUACUCCAAGGCCAGCAGUUGAGCAGAUCUCUAGGAUACGAUCGGACUCCUGGUGGGCUGAUAGCUGGGGUAGCAGGUCCUUCUGCGUUUGGAAUGACGUCACCACCACCUCCCACAAGCCCUUCCCGAGCCAGUAUGGCACAGGGGCUGACAAGCCUCCCACUUGCUCCAUCGGUAUGUGCUGUGGUGAAAAAACCAAAGAAACUGGAGGAGAUCCCCCCAGCCACUCAAGAAGCUGCUCAGAUGCGAAAGCAAUGUUUGGAGCACCAUCUCAAGCAAAUGGAGGUUUUGAAAGAUGCUUUUAAGGAGUAUUUGAUUGAGUUGUUUUUCCUGCAACACCUUCAAGGAAAUAUGAUGGAUUUCUUAGCUUUUAAGAAGAAGCCCUGUGUGCCGUUACAAGGAUACCUCAGGCAAAAUGACUUGGAUUUGGAGGAAGAGGAGGAAGAGGAACAGUCUGAAGUUAUCAAUGAUGAGGUAAAGGUUGUGACAGGAAAGGAUGGGCAGACUGGUACUCCUGUUGCUAUAGCAACCCAGCUUCCUCCAAAUGUUUCUGCUGCUUUUUCAUCCCAGCAGCAACCAUUUCAGCAGGCGCAUGCAGGGACUCCAGUAACAGGAACUGUGAAUACCAUAGAAAUUGAAGCUUUUAAGAGACAACAAGCACUUACUUCAGCAGAUUCGUCUAAGAGACCCCGAAUUGAAGUGGGCCGUCAUGGGAUGGUUUUUCAGCAUCCAGGCGUGACUUCAGGAGUCCCUCUUCAACAGCUCAUGCCAACAGCACAAGGUGGGAUGCCUCCUACCCCUCAACUGGUACAACUCACCGGACAGAAGCAGAGCCAGCAACAGUACGACCCCUCCAAAGGGCCUCCAGUGCAGAAUGCGGCAAGUCUCCACACUCCUCCACCUCAGCUUCCUGGGAGGCUGCAAUCGAGCAAUGUCCCCAUCCCACCUCUCCCAGCUGCCCUGCAGCUUACCCAACAGCCACCACAGAUUCCAGACUCUCCGGCGCAACCUCAGAUUCACGUGAAGGCCCAGCCGCAGAGCAUAUCUGUUGCUGCUGCUGUGCCACACAGCCAAGUGCAGGUGCCGCUUCAGCAGCAGGUUCAGCCAGUGGCGCAUGUACAAGGACAGAUAACGGCACAUGUAGCCCAACCACAGCCUCCAGCGCAGCAGCAGCAGGCAGUGACCCUGGCACGAGUGUCAGCAGACACCAUCCAGAAUUCCCAACGUCUUCCAGCAAGCGUUCUUCCUCUUACCUCAACCAACCCACCAACAACUGUAUCCAGCAUGGCACCACAGUCCACGUACCCAGCGCAAGCCAGUCGAACUUCACCAGCGACAAAUAAAUCAGCUUCUCCUAUUGCCUCUAAACCCCCGGGCUUGGCUGUGACCGCAGCACCAAAAACGCAGAGUCCAGCUCAAAAUGCAACAGUUCUGCCACACGACAGCUCCCAGGAGAAGCUGGCAGAACAAGUUAAGCUGGAAAACCAAAUCCAUCAACGGAUAGCAGAGCUGAGGAAGGAAGGCUUGUGGUCUCUGAGACGGCUGCCCAAACUUCAAGAGGCUCCCCGACCCAAAUCUCACUGGGAUUAUCUCUUAGAAGAGAUGCAGUGGAUGGCAACGGACUUUGCUCAAGAGAGGAGGUGGAAGAUGGCCACUGCUAAGAAGAUGGUCCGGACUGUGGCUCGUUACCAUGAAGAAAAGAAGCUUAAUGAAGAGAGGGCCAGGAAAGAAGAACAGAACAAGCUGAGGCGCAUUGCUGCAGCAAUUGCAAGAGAAAUAGAGUAUUUCUGGUCUAAUAUUGAGCAGGUUGUGGAAAUAAAGCAGCAGAUUGAAUUUCAAGAGAAGAGGAGAAAAGCGUUAAAUUUAAAGAGACAUUCACGAAAAGGUAAAGAUGCAAGACUGAUAGAAGGUAUUCUCCUGGAAAAAGAAACCAACUUGGGGUCGUGGGUGUCUGGAAGAAAGAGAAAGGCAAGCACAUCAUGGACAGAUAAUGAAGUUGAAGAUGAAGAGGAAACCAUUGAAGAGCAGGAAGCUAAAGAAGGCAACAUCAAUCAUCAAAGUGAGCUGUCCAUUUUGGCAAAGGAAGCUGAGCUGCCUUUGGAUGAUUUGGUGAAGAUGUAUGAGGGUGCUUUUGCUGAGAAUUUUCACUGGCCCCAGCCAAAGCCUGAAGAAGAGACAAGUGAAGAAGAGAUGGAAGACCACAUAGCUGAAAGGGAAAUUCUCCAGAAGGAGGUUAUCCUGAUCGACUCCCUCCUCAGCAUCGAUCAGUAUAAGGGCGCCGAGAGACCAGUUCCUAAGAAACACGGGCGGGACAUAGCAGAAGUGGCAGCUGCAGCAGAAGCACUCUUGCCAAAAGGCAGCGCCCGGAUCACAACUUCAGUUAAAUUCAGCACUCCACCUCUGUUGUACGGUUCCCUUCGAGAGUAUCAGAAGAUUGGCUUAGAUUGGCUUGCCAAGCUGUACAAGAAGAAUCUCAAUGGCAUUUUGGCAGAUGAGGCUGGGCUUGGCAAAACAGUGCAAGUCAUUGCCUUUUUUGCACAUUUGGCAUGUAAUGAGGGUGACUGGGGUCCUCAUCUCAUUGUUGUUCGGAGUUGUAAUAUACUGAAGUGGGAGCUUGAACUAAAGCGUUGGUGCCCUGGGUUGAAAAUCCUGCUCUACGUUGGUGGCCAGCGGGAACUUAGAGCAAAAAGACAGCAGCAGUGGAUGGAACCCAACAGUUUUAAUGUGUGCAUCACCUCCUAUAAGCAGUUGUUCAAAGGUCACCAAGCAUUUACAAAGAUGCGAUGGAAGUACCUCAUUGUUGAUGAGAUGCAGCAGAUUAAGAACAUGACGGAGAAGCACUGGGAAGCGCUUUUUGGUCUUCGCAGCCAGCACCGAUUGCUCCUAAUUGAUACACCUUUGCACAAUACACUGAUGGAAUUGUGGACGAUGGUGCACUUCUUGAUUCCAGGGAUCUCCAAACCCUACCUAGAUUUCCCAGUGAAAGCAGCUAAUGAGGAGAAUCAGGAUUACUGCCACAAACUUGUCAUCAGGUUACACCGAAUGAUCCAGCCAUUUAUUUUGCGAAGAUCGAAAAGAGAUGUCGAAAAGCAAUUAACCAAAAAAUAUGAGCAUGUGCUCAAGUGUCGGCUUUCAAACAGACAGAAAGUGAUGUAUGAAGAUGUCAUUCUGCAGCCAGGAACCCAAGAUGCUCUCAAAAGUGGACAUUUUGUCAGCGUUCUUCAUGUUUUGAUGCGGCUGCAAAAGAUCUGUAACCAUCCUGAUCUGAUAAACCCUAGGCUCUCCAGUUUCUCCUAUGUCUCGGAAGUGCUGCAGUAUAGAAUUGCUUCGCUGGUCUUGAAAGCACUUGAACGUGACCUUUGGAAGGAUACUGACCUGAGUCUCUUUGAUUUGAUUGGGAUUGAGAAUAAAAUGACUCUGUAUGAGUCGCAAGUGUUGCCGAAGCAAAAAGUGACCAGAAAGCUCAUUGAGGAAAUUUACUCUUCUCCUCCACCUCCCCCAAGACCUAAUCCAGUAAAGCUGAAGCCGAGCAGGCUGUUCCAACCUGUUCAGUAUGGACAGAGGCCUGAAGGCAGAACGGCGACUUUUCCCACUGCCCAAGUACAACGCACGACAACCACAGCAAUGGUAGCUCAACAGGGACAAGUGCGUGGAAGGUCGCCUAUAGCUACAGUAUCUGCAAAUCAAGCCGCCUCUUCCUCUGCAGCACCACAGUUUCAGACAACUCAGUCUUCCAUCAGUGCUCCUCCAAGACAACAGCAGCCAGUGACCUUCACCACAGCAACUAGCCCAGCCAAUCCUGCGAAACUGCGGGGUCAGACCACUGCGCAGGCCUUACAGCUAGGCCAGGCCCAGCCACAGGCCCCCCCACACACCAUCCAACAGAGUGUGCUGCCUCAGAGGCUGGUAUUAACCUCUCAGGCUCAGGCACGGUUGCCUAGUGGUGAAGUGGUAAAAAUAGCCCAACUGGCUUCUAUUGCAGGAGCACAGGGCAGAAUUGCUCAGCCAGAGACUCCUGUGACGCUGCAGUUUCAGGGGAAUAAAUUUACUUUAUCUCAUAGUCAGCUUCGCCAGCUCACUGCAGGACAGCCUCUGCAACUGCAAGGGAGUGUGCUGCAAAUUGUUUCAGCUCCCGGGCAGCAGUACUUAAGGCCUCAAGGCCCAGUAGUCAUGCAGACAGUGUCUCAGGCCGGGACCGUUCAAAACGCUCUGAACGCUUUGGGAAAUCAGCAUCCAGCUGGCUUGCCAGCUUCGGCGGUAGCGCAGCAAGGUAGAACAAUGGGUACUAAUUUAGCUUCGGGGGAUUCGGCAUCAUCUUUGAAACCUGGCCUUGUUCAUGGAGGACACUCGCAGGAGUCAUUUGAGGAAAAAAACAGGCUUCUAAAGGAGCGCCUGGACAGGAUCUUUUCUUGCAAUGAACGUCGCUGUUCCAGAGCACCGGUGUAUGGCCGGGACCUCAUGAGCAUUUGUUCUCUGGUGGGUGACAGAAGGACGCCCCCUCAGUUUUCUGCUGGUGCCAGCAAAUGGAGCUGGGCUGGUUUUGCAAACUGUCUCCUCUCGUCGAAUGCCUCUCGAGACCACAGUGACCCACUGCAGGGGCUGACGUGGACGCUGGAGCAGCAACAGGAAUCCCUGAGGAAUGGUGUGAACCGGAUGCUUUGUGUGCUGCCAUCUGCAGUAGCUGCUCCUCCAUCUUUGCACGUGGCAAGGCUUCCCCCUUUGUACAGCCACAGAAUGAAACUACUCAGGUACCAUCUGAAAGAGAAGGCCUCUCCUUACCUGUGUCAGCUGCAGCAGCUCACAACCCCACAAUUGCUUCAGUUUCCUGAUCUCUGUCUGGUUCAGUACGAUGCAGGAAAGUUGGAAGCUCUGGCUGUCUUGCUUCAGAAGUUGAAGUCAGAAGGACGCCGGGUACUGAUCUUAUCCCAGAUGAUCCUCAUGUUAGACAUCUUGGAGCUGUUCUUGAAUUUCCAUUUCUUCACCUAUGUGAGGAUUGAUGAGUGUGCUAAUCAGGAAGAGCGGCAGGAGCUGAUGAAGACCUUCAAUAGGGACAAGCGUAUCUUCUGUGCAAUUCUGUCUUCGCACAGUCGCUCCACCGGUGUCAACCUAGUAGAGGCCGACACUGUUGUGUUUUACGACAACGAUUUAAAUCCAGUGAUGGAUGCUAAGGCUCAAGAAUGGUGUGACAGGAUUGGCAGAUGCAAGGACAUCCAUAUCUACAGGCUUGUCAGUGGGAAUUCAGUAGAGGAGAAGCUUUUAAAAAACGGCACUAAGGAUUUGAUCCGAGAAGUAGCUGCUCAGGGAACCGACUAUUCUAUGGCCUUUCUAACGCAGCAAACAAUUCAGGAACUGUUUGAGGUUCAUUCUCCAAUGGAGGAUUCCGGAUUCCGGGUGAAGGCUGAAGAAUUUGUGAUGCUUACUCAGGAGCCCUCCCCAGCUGAAACCAUCUCUCCCAAGGUUGCAAGACCUUUUAUUGAGGCUCUCAAAAGUACAGAGCGAGAGGAGGAAGAGGAGUCAAACACAUUCAUUCCUGUCUUGGAGACUGAAUCGGCUUUGAAACCUCUGAUUUCGGAACUCGGCAAGUCACAGUAUCACGAUGAGCCUUCUCAGUUGCAGGAGCUGUUUGCUGUCGUGGAUCAGCUCACCCCGAUUGAAAAGUAUGCUCUGAAUUACCUAGAGCUCUUCCAUAUCUCCACUGAUGAGAAUGAAACUAAAGAAAAUGAGUUGGAAGUAAGAACUGCGAAAAAGAUGUGGGAGAGUCAUCACGUGAAGGAGCUGAAAGAACAAGAGGAGAAAAUGCUUUUGGAUGGGGAGGAGGAGGAACUCCUCACCUACACCCGGGAAGAUGCCUAUAACAAAGAAUAUAUUUAUGAAGGUCCAGAUGGACAAACUGAAAUAAUGCCACUCUGGACUCCCCCAACCCCACCUCAGGAUGACAAUGACAUUUAUAUCGACUCGGUCAUGUGCCUGAUGUACGAGAGCACCCCAAUCCCAGAGUCGAAGCUGCCCCCCGUGUAUGUCAGGAAGGAGCGUAAGCGCCACAAAACGGAUCCAUCGGCUGCAGGAAGGAAGAAAAAACAGCGCCAUGGGGAGACAGUCAUCCCUCCCCGGUCACUCUUUGACCGAGCCACUCCAGGGAUGCUGAAAAUGCGGCGGGAGGGCAAAGAGCAGAAGAAGAACAUCCUGCUGAAGCAGCAGACGCAAUUCGCAAAGCCGCUGCCCACUCUUGUGAAGCCGGCUGCAGAGGCAGGCCAAGACAAUCCGGAAUGGCUCAUCAGUGAGGACUGGGCCCUCCUCCAGGCAGUCAAACAGUUGCUGGAGCUUCCUCUCAACCUUGCCGUCGUCUCCCCUGCUCACACCCCCAACUGGGAUCUCGUCAGCGACGUAGUGAACUCCUGCAGCCGAGUUUACCGCUCCCCGAAACAGUGUCGCAACCGCUACGAAAACAUCGUCAUUCCAAGAGAGGAAGGGAAGCUUAUGUAUGAAGCGAACCCUAAGAAGAAGACAAAAAGCAUUUAUAAGACAUUUAAUGAAUUAAUCCCUGCAACGCCCCAUCAGACAAAGAAUAGCCGUCCACUUCGAACUAAUCAGCUCUAUGCCCAAGAUGAGGGUGCAGCACACACCCAGCUUUACACUAAUCAUUUUGAGGUUAUGAAAAUGAUUGCUGGGAAAAGAAGCCCACCCAUCAAACCCUUACUUGGUAUGAACCCUUUCCAGAAGAAUCCAAAACACACUUCAGUACUUGCAGAAAGCGGCAUCAACUAUGAUAAACCACUUCCUCCUAUUCAAGUUGCAUCUCUCCGAGCAGAGCGGAUUGCCAAGGAGAAGAAGGCUCUGGCUGAGCAGCAACGGGCCCAGCAGCAAGCUGGAGCGCAGCAGCAACAGCAGGCCAGCCAGCAGCAAGCUCAGCAAGCAGCUGUCCAGCAAGCCCAGCCUCAGCCCCAGGCUCAAGCCCAGGUAGUCCAGCAGCCCCAGGCUGUGGUGCAGACGGCUGUUACCACUGUGGCAAACACUGCAGUAUUGGCUGGUGCAAUGAAAACCUCAGUGACUGGGACAAGCAUACAGACAGCUACAGUCAGUGGGAAUGUUAUUGUGAACACCGUGGCUGGAGUGCCUGCAACUACCUUUCAGCCGAUCAACAAGCGUCUUGCUUCACCCGUUAUACCCGGAACACUGACAACUUCGGGAGGGACUGCUGCAGCCCAGGUGGUGCAUACUCAACAGAGAGCAGCUACCGCACCUGCUGCAUCUGCGGAAUUGGUGACCAUAGCAUCGACUCCAGGGGUUCGAGCAGUAACAUCUGUGACAGCGUCAGCUGUUGUCACCACUAACCUGACCCCAGUCCAGACCCAGGCGAGAUCCUUAGUCACUCAGGUUACGCCAGCAGCUCCUGCGAGUGUGCAGCUGUCAGGGAAGACAAUCACCCCAGCUCACUUUCAGCUCCUGCGGCAACAGCAGCAGCAGGCCGCAGGUCAAGUCCAAGUCCCCCAGAUCCAAGCGCAGGCCCAGUCGCCAGCCCAGAUUAAAACAAUGGGGAAGCUAUCCCAGGAGCAGCUCCUCAAGUUGCAGAAGCAAAAGCUGCAGCUCCCCCAGCAACAGGCCGCCCAGCAACAGGCACAGCCUGGAGCCCAGCAGCAGGCCGCUCAGGUUCAAGUGCAGCAGCAGCAGCAGCAGACCCAACAGCUCACAGCUGUCGCAGCGCCGAGACCGGGGGCAGUCCUCACUGGCACCACCGUCACAAACCUCCAGGUUGCACGCCUCACUCGUGUUGCUGCUUCCCAGCUUCAAGCACAAGGCCAGAUCCAGGCCCAGACGCCGCAAGCUGCCCAGGUGGCAUUGGCGAAACCUCCAGUGGUGUCUGUCCCUGCUGUGGUGUCAUCUGCAGGGGUCACCACCCUCCCUGUAACCGUCGCUGGGAUUAGUGUUGCAAUUGGGCAGCCGCAGAAGGCAGCAGGAGGACAGACUGUGGUUGCUCAGCCGCUGCACGUCCAGCAGCUUUUGAAGCUGAAGCAGCAUCACCAGGCAGCCCAGCAGCAGAAAGCCAUCCAGCCUCAGGUUGCCCAAGGGCAAGCGACUGUCCAGCAAAAGAUCAAUGCCCAGCAAGUCACGGUCCAGGCCCAACAGCAGACGUCGCAGCAGCAGCAGCAGAAGGUCUAUGCUGCGCAGCCAGCCAUUAAGGCACAGUUCUUGCCAACGCCGAUUUCUCAGGCCCAGAAACCUGGUGGAACCCAGCAAGUCCAGACCCAAAUACAGGUUGCAAAGAUUCCACAAGUGGUCUCACAACAGGCGACGGUCGCCAAUAUUCAGCAGGUGGUGUCAGUUUCCCAACAGGUUCAAGCUCAGCCACAGACAGUGACUUUGUCCCAGACGACAGCAGGACAGCAUCAGGUCCAGGUGAUCCCUGCCACCACCGCCACUGCUCAGGUGCUCCCACAGAAACUGGUCCAGCAGCAGGUUGUCACGACUGCAUCUCCCCAGAUUCAGGCUGCCGCAGUGCAGAACCCAGCCCAGGCGCCGACACCAUCCGAUGGCCAAACUCAGCAAGGGAAAGUGCAAAUGAGGGCUCCGGUCAGAUUAAAGGCACCCAACAAGCCCAGUUGAGUCUAUGAUGAUGUUGCAGCAGUGAGCAAAGGAGGACACAGCUUUCCGUGCUUCCUGCAGUCUGGCGAAUACAGGCCAGGUCCUUGCAGGAACCUGCAGACUUUCCCUCUGUAGUCGCUUCAGCAGAGAGCCUGUCCCACAAAGCUGCGGAUACAUGUUGGGGCUCCUUGAUUCCGAAUAAAAUUCUGAGGAAGGCUGCUUAUUUAAACCAUAUAUAUACUGUAAAUAUAUAAAGACUGUGAUCUCUGCCUGUUUUCACAGAAAGAUAAGCAGAGGUGACUUCCAAGCAUCAGUAGGAAUGUGUAUGAGUAUUCUAGCAUAUCGCCAUCACUGCCACAGGGAAGUCCUAUUGAGUGGGCUUUGAAUGUCUUUAAAAGGCAGUGCCGAGUCAGUGGCAGGCAAAGAAUCCUCUCCACUGGUUUUGGAGUUGAGCUGCGACAAGCCCUUCAUAAGUUGACAGUGAGGGCUGGUGGAGUGGGUGGGUUGUUGGAAGCAUUUGCUGCAACAUUUAGCUAAUAAAUGUGAAGAUUUGUAAGUAUCUGUAAUUACGAACCAUAUUUCAGUCGCCAUUUUUGUAAGUCCUUUUUUUUAAAAAGAAUUUGCUAGUUGUGUGUCAGUUUAUUCCGCACCCCCUGUACAGUUUUUUGAAGCACCCACCUUUAGGCUUUCAUUCCCAUUUUUCACUUUUAAAGUAAUAAAUCUAGGCAUGUGACUUUUGGAGAAAUAAAUACUAUGUAAUAGUAGCUGUGUGUUUAACAUUCAGGCCUGUUUCCACUCUGUAGGAAAUUAAGGAUGGAAAACGUCAGUCUGAAUUUUUCAGUUGUGUAAGAAAUUGCAUCUAAAUGUUCAUACUAUUCUUUUACUGAAGGGUAAGAAACAAAACCUUCAGGGAGGGCAUUUGGAUUGCUAAUUUUGCAAAUUUUGUCUCCCUUACUGGGUGUUUUUUUUUUUAGUUCCUGAGCAACCAGAAAGCACUUUGGGAGAGCAGGCUUCCCCCUAUCCCCCUUGCACAUUACCACCUUACUAAAAAUCAAAAUGUCUUUGCCAUGAGUUUAAAAAUGGACACUUCUUCCAGACCUCCAGCUUGUCUGUUUUAGCUGCUAUGCUGCAGUGUGGUACGAGAACAAAAGGGGGAUAUUGUGAAAAGCUAGGGAAAAAAGUAGGUGAGGGCCAUGAUCAACAAGACAAGAAUAUGUGUGCAUACCACAGAGUUAUGAUCACAUGAUUGAGUCUUCUCUAGGGCUUACCCAAAGCUUGUGGGUCACAGUGGGCAAUGUGCCCAACUCUUGUGGAUUGUGCCCAAUGCAAAUUCUUGUUCUGCAUACAUAAAUGAUUGGACUGAACCUUGACCAGUAUCCAAGAGAUCUUAGGCAAGAGCUAGGCAUCUUACUAUUUUGAAUGUGCGGAGACGCUACCCCUGAUUUAUUCAAAUAGUUUCCUCCUCCAACAUACAGCUUUUCUUGGAGCCUCAAUUUUUACACUUGUGGUGUGUUUCUUUUUCUGGAUAGUGUUUUGUACAUGAAAGUAGAGACAGACCAGCCCUCCUUGACAGGGUUGUACUGUUACAUUUAUUGUUUGUGAGAACUGCUUAUUAUAUGGACAGUAAAAUAAUUAAAAUGCAAACUAAAGGCAACAACAACAGACGAUAUUAAUUGGAAACCACCCAGAAUAUCUCUUUGCAUUAGCCCAGAGGUAGCCAACCUGGUGCCCUCCAGAUGUUACAGACUAUAAAUCUCAUCAGUCCUGACCAGCAUAGUUAGUUGAAAAACACCCAGAAUAUCCCUUGCAUUAGUUAGCCUCUUUGGAAACAAAUGGGUCUUGCAAAGAAGCUGGUUCCCUGUGGUUGCUAUUUAGUACCGUAUACCGAUAUCCAUACUUUUUUAAAAAAAGGUAUAGCUCGCUCUGGUUUUACUUUUGAAAAUGUUUUAAAUCUUUAUUAUGUGCAUAAAUGCAGAGGGGUGUAAAUGUAAAAAAAAAUACAGCUAAGGAUCCCCCCCCCCAAAAAAAAGUCAGGCUCAGUGUUCUGGUUUUGAUUGUCAGCAGCAACUAUGCCUAUUUAUGUGGACCGUGAAGGUGAAAAUUACACUGUCUCUCCCUUUGUCUCUCCCUCAUCUUCCUCUUCCCCCUAAAAAAAAAAAAAAAGUGUUAGGAAGCCGGUCUAACUUGUAAAUAUCUUUAUGAACAUAAAGCAUUUGUACUUGACCAGUAGGAUUGUAAGGACUUGUGGUGUACCCUACCUGAAACUGUAAUAAAGUGUACAUUUUUAUAA
Molecule: messenger RNA, 12825 nt
Organism: Rhineura floridana
Lineage: Eukaryota; Metazoa; Chordata; Lepidosauria; Squamata; Rhineuridae
Gene: EP400
Product: E1A binding protein p400
Exons: 58
Coding region: 1116-10556 (3146 amino acids)
Molecular function (GO): ATP binding; ATP-dependent chromatin remodeler activity
Source: RefSeq, a predicted model, not a curated record